Messenger RNA from Rhipicephalus sanguineus (brown dog tick), 711 nucleotides. RefSeq lists its product as uncharacterized. Gene Ontology annotation, molecular function: metallopeptidase activity. The record is from RefSeq and is a predicted model, not a curated record. The coding region runs from base 1 to 711 and encodes 236 amino acids. The transcript is spliced from 4 exons. Lineage: Eukaryota; Metazoa; Arthropoda; Arachnida; Ixodida; Ixodidae.
AUGCUUCUUGUCGAAGGCGAGAGAGAAAGCCUCGGCCUGUACCUGGUGGCGGCUCCCCUGUCGCUGAUCUCAGCCUUCACGCCAAACAUCUCCUCCGAAAUAUGGCUCUCGUAUCUCAACGAGCUCCUGAGUCCGUAUCGCUUCCAGUCCAAUGACAAGGUGCUCGUGCACGACAUAGGCCUGCCGCGAGCCAUGGGCGAGCUCUUCGCUCAAUUCAGUAACGAAGACCUGCUCUACACGCUGGGCUGGUGGUUCGCGCAGCAGUACAUUGUGAUAGCGUCGCCUGACGGUGGCCUAGCAUCGUACGGAAGCGCAGCUUUGGCACAGGCAAACAGACCCAUCGACUGCUAUGCGAUCACCGAAAGCCGAUUUCGCCGGGAGCUCUUCCACGAGAGGGCUCAGGCGUCGCUUGGCAGCGCUGGCCUGCGCCAGGCAGUUCGGCUGCUCGCAAACAUUCGAAACACUACUGUCGCCAUGGUCAGAUCGGUGCCCUGGCUUGACGAGGAAGCCCAUAACGAAGCGGCCCUUAUAGCGCGGAAGACACGGCUCGAACCAUGGAGGUCCGAAUUUGGCUUCAGAACCGCGGGUUUGCCAUCGAAGCUGCCCACCUCAAUAGAAGACGGGAAAGCGAAGACGACUUCACAAGAGCUUGGUCAUCUUUUCACCACUGCUGCACCACGCAAUACGGAUGUCUUCCAACCAAACAGGUGA